Meleagris gallopavo (turkey) is the source of this 2693-nucleotide messenger RNA. The record is from RefSeq and is a predicted model, not a curated record. Lineage: Eukaryota; Metazoa; Chordata; Aves; Galliformes; Phasianidae.
CUCGGGCCUCGCCUGGGCCCAUCUCGCUCGGGGGCUCGGGGGCUCGGUCGGGUAACGGCUCCUCAGCGGCUGCUCGGCAGCGCGGGUCUACAACAUGGAAAAGCAAGUGCUCGAGUCCUCUGAAGAGCGAACAUUUCAGUACCAAGAUUCCCUGCCUCCGCUGCCCGUACCUCCUCUGGAUGAAUCUUUAAGUAAAUACCUUGACUCAGUGAAGCCAUUUCUAAAUCAAGAAGAAUAUCAAAGAACUGAGGAUAUUGUUAAAAAAUUUGAAAAUGGGAUUGGCAAAGAGCUGCAUCAGAAAUUACUGGAAAGAGCUAAAACCAGGAGGAAUUGGCUGGAGGACUGGUGGCUGAAUGUGGCUUAUCUUGAUCUUCGCAUAUCAACACAAAUAAACUGUAACAUGGGAGGCCCUGGUCCCUAUAUUGAACACUGCUGGCCACCCAAAGAAGGCACUCAGAUAGAGAGAGCGUGUGUAAAUAUAUGGCACACCCUGAAGUACUGGGAGCUAUUACGAGCAGAGAAAGUGCCUAUAGAGAGAUCUGGAAAUGCUGUUCUGGACAUGAGCCAAUUUCGAAUGCUCUUUAACACUUGCAAGGUUCCUGGAAUUACCAGAGACUCACUCUGCAACUAUUUUAAGACUGUGACUGAAGGUGAAUGCCCAUCUCACUUAGUAGUCCUGUGUCGAGGCCGAGUGUUUGCAUUUGAUGCUAUACAUGAAGGCAACAUGCUGACUGCUCCAGAGAUUUCCAGGCAACUUACAUACAUCCAGAAAAGAUGCCAUAGUGAACCAGAUGGACCAGGACUGUCAGCCUUAACAAGCAAUGAAAGGACAAAAUGGGCAGAGAUACGUGACUAUUUAAUUAGUCUGGACCCAAAGAACCUAGCUCAUCUUGAAAAAAUUCAGCAAAGUUUGUUUGUGGUCAGCCUGGAUGAUUCUAGUCCCCAUGCAACUCCUGAGGACUACACAGAGAUAAUGAGGCUGGGCCUAGCAGGUGAUCCAACUGUGCGCUGGGGAGAUAAGUCCUACAAUAGCAUAUUCUUCUCCAAUGGAACCUCCAGUGCAUUCUGCGAUCAUUCUCCUUUUGAUGCAAUGGCUUUAAUCACCAUGUUGGCUUCUGCUGAACAAAAGAUUAUUGAAAAUGAGGGAAAAUGGAAGGGAUCAGAUAAAGUGAGGGACAUUCCAUGGCCAGAGGAACUUAUAUUCACACUAGAUCAAAAAAUUAUAAAUGAAAUUGAACGUACUAAAGAAACAUAUUAUGAAAAGGUAUCUGACCUGCAACUAGCGUGCUAUGCUUUCACAUCCUUCGGUAAAGCCUUGAUUAAGAAGAGGAAGCUUCAUCCAGAUACAUUUGUGCAGCUUGCCCUUCAGCUGGCUUAUUACAAGUGUCAUGGCCGCCCGGGCUGCUGUUACGAAACUGCAAUGACCAGGCGUUUCUAUCACGGCCGCACAGAGACCAUCAGACCUUGUACCAUGGAAGCAGUAGACUGGUGCAAAUCCAUGUUGGAUCAUUCUGCCACUAAUUAUGAACGCCUACAGCUGAUGCAUGCAGCAUUUGCAAAGCACAAUAGAAUGAGGAAAGACUGUGAGAAUGGAAGAGGAUUUGACCGUCAUCUCCUGGGUCUCCUUCUCAUAGCACAGGAGCAGGGACUGCCAGUGCCAGAACUCUUUGUGGACCCUGCCUUCACAGCCAGUGGAGGAGGUGGGAACUUUGUUCUUUCAACUAGCCUGACUGGCUACACCAGGUUUAGUGGAUGUGCACUCCCUAUGGUACAUCACGGCUACGGCUUUUUUUAUGCAAUCAGAGAUGACAGGAUUGUUGUUUUGUGUUCUUCCUGGAAGUCGUGCCCAGAGACCAGUGCAGAAGUGCUGUGCAGAACUUUAUUCCAGUGUUUCCAGGACGUGCUUCAGUUAACAGUUACAGCUCAGCUAUAAAAUUGAUGAUGAUAAGAGCCUUUGCAAGUUCACAAGUUAUUUGUAGUACUUAUAAGUGAAACGCGGUGUAAGAGAACUGUUAUAUUCAAGCUAAGACUUCUAAUAAUUUGCAUGAAGUCUUCCUCUUUUGGUGGGAUCUACACUAAGUAAUGUGGCCAUUUGCAACAACAAUGCAAGCAGUAGAACUAUGCAAUAUGAUAUGCCUCAACAAUGCAAACACUUUUGAGAAACACGGUGUUGGAAAUGGAGAACUUUUGGGAGAUUUGUAUUUAUGAUCUUAGUAGUAACAUGUAGUCUAAUGGUACUGUUUUUGCCAGUGGAGCACUUAACUGUGUACUUUGGAAUAACCACAUGAUUGUCUUAAGAGAUUGUGCUGCCUGGUUCGAGUGGUUUAUGAAGUAGCCUGAUGGGGGCAGCCCUUCUAUAUGCUAUUUUCUAAAUUCUUUCAUUUUUGCUACCUGGCUUGCAUAAAAUAAAUGCAUCUCUGAUAGGGAUGUUCCCAUUGCAUUUAUAAUAUACGAGCAUUACAAUGUGAAGUAUUUUGAAUCUCAGUAAUACAGAAAGUAGCAUAUUAAUUCAAAAUGCAUUGGAGUUUACAUCAUCUAGUGAGCUGUGAAUUUCUCUGCUGCUUUACACUAGUAAUACACAGCAACAGAGAGCACUGAAUACAGUUUGAGAUGCUCGGGAUUUUAAGAUUUGAUUCCUCUGUUUGAGCAGCUUUUAAUCUUACUUCUCUUAAAAAAUAAAAUUAUUCAAAAAA